Messenger RNA from Gigantopelta aegis, 448 nucleotides. Its product is annotated as keratinocyte proline-rich protein-like. The coding region runs from base 26 to 340 and encodes 104 amino acids. The transcript has 3 exons. NCBI's taxonomy places the organism in Eukaryota, Metazoa, Mollusca, Gastropoda, Neomphalida, Peltospiridae. The record is from RefSeq and is a predicted model, not a curated record.
AAGAAACAAAACGCAAAAGAUCAAAAUGCUGGCGGUCAAGAUAGUCGUUUGCUGUUUGCUUGUCCUGGGUCUGUCCCAGGUUUUGGUUGCACACUAUAUCCCGUUUCGAAUUCCUCAUCCGGUUCCAUUUGUUAAACCGUAUCCAGUACCUCAUCCGGUUCCAUUCCCCCAACCCUUUCCAGUACCAUUUCCACAACCGGUAGGAGUUCCACAUCCGGUACCAGUUCCACAUCCGGUACCAGUUCCGCAUCCGGUGCCAGUUCCAGAACCGGUAGGAGUUCCGCAUCCGGUACCAGUGAUGUAUCCGGUCCCACAUAUGGUCCCUGUUCCUUAUUACUAAAGUGUACUGAUGACAAGAUACUAUGUGCAAUUAUGGAAGUUCCGAGGUGAAAGGCGAUGUGAAACAUGUUCUACACGUUGAUUUUCAAUAAACAGUUAUCAAGUGUUU